AUGGCUGGAAAAAAUUCUAAAAAGAAAAGUGAUCAAGUCGUGCAGAAUAGGCCAUUCUUGUGCGCAAGCUUUGAUGAUGGCUUGAUGAUGGUUGUUCACACAACAUGGAUAAAAGAACAGUUCAAUGAGUCGCGCUAUGAGGUGUACUAUCCAAAAAAAAAUGCUUCAUCCCUUGUAUCAAAGAACAUUCCGAAGGAAAAUAUCAUUCUUUGGGACUCCAAGCCAGUGAUUAUAGAAUGUUCUCAUGAAACUAUGAUUCAGGCUCGAUGUCACCAGAAGGAACUUUCUGCUUCUGAUGAUGAAAGUAAGAAGCGUAUCAAAGUACGCAAGGACCCACUGCUUCAAGAUUUAGAGAAUGUAAUUAAGAUCUACAACUUUUUCAUUUGUUAAUCAUACUACUAAAUUCAAAUUUUCUUUUAGACUGUUCGAGAUCAAACCGAUGGAGAUGCAUCAAAGCAAGUACAAAAUGCAAUGUCUGUGAUUGAGGAAACUGUGGCUGAGGAAACUGUGGCUGAGGAAACUGUGGUUGAGGAAAAUUCAAGUGAGCGAAUCGAUCAGCUUAUUGAAGGUGCGGUGACUGUUGACGAUUUGAAGAUAAUUUUGAAAUCAAUGAAUGGCCAAUUGAAACGUAAGAAUGAAGACUCUCCAACAAAUGAUGGUAAUAAAAAGAGCAGAACCAAUCCCAUUGAAAAGAAAAUUGCAUCGAUCGAGGACUUCAAUAUGUUCUUAAUAAAAGCCACCGAAUCACAGGAAUAUAAGGAAAAUCUCGUUCGUUAUUGGAAAAAAAUGCCGGGAACUGAAGGCAUGACAAAGUUUGGCAAUGGAAAGCUUCAUGCCAUUUUAUUAUCAAUCUUUGAUUUACAGUUUUUGAACGAUUCGGUUUUAUGGGGAAAAUUAUGUGUAAAGGAGGAUGCUGCAGGAGACAAAAAGCUGUAUCUGAAAGUCCAUGGAAUAUUUUUGGAAAUGUUGAAAGAUGUCCUUAAUCUCGAUGAUGGAAAUCCCACAAAAACUUUGGGAGACUUUAUUAAAAACAUCCUUAAUAACAAGAUUAAGCGUGACAUGAAAGCUAUCCUUAAGAAUUCGAAAAAGAAUUAA
Messenger RNA from Chironomus riparius, 1095 nucleotides. The record is from the annotation of a GenBank genome assembly. Lineage: Eukaryota; Metazoa; Arthropoda; Insecta; Diptera; Chironomidae.